Messenger RNA from Trichomycterus rosablanca, 2518 nucleotides. It is a transcript of the gene cep85l, whose product is annotated as centrosomal protein 85, like. The coding region runs from base 419 to 2479 and encodes 686 amino acids. Gene Ontology annotation, cellular component: centrosome. The record is from RefSeq and is a predicted model, not a curated record. The transcript has 14 exons. Lineage: Eukaryota; Metazoa; Chordata; Actinopteri; Siluriformes; Trichomycteridae.
GAACCCGAGCUGCUGGGUUCUGUCCUGGUAAUGCUGGUGUAUGUAGGUGGAAUUUGCAGCUCUGAUUGUUGCCGUUUCACUUCUCCAUCGAGAGAGUCUAGCUUGGACACGCUGGAGUGCGGCUGUAUGUCGAACGCCUCAAGACUCCCUACGCUGGCGCACUACGUAGUGCGCGUGUGAAUGUAACGUACGCUGUAUUCGAGUGCACUCAUUACUGAGGAGGGAGGUGUUUGGGAUGCGGCCAGGGUUUGAGCUCACAGGCUUGCAAUGCAGUUGGCACAACGAGGCUGCUGUGCGGUAAGAUUAUGGAUCACAGCUAUAUAAUCCGUUGACUGGUUUUCUUGGAAGCUGCUCAUUUGUUCCAUCGCUUUUCUGUGGAGAAACACAUCAGAUUUAAAAGCGCACAAAAUCCACCGAGAUGUGGAGCAGAAGUGAUUUUGAGGAUGUCCUCGAUACCUUUAAAGCAGGUUCGAGUGCGUCCUCUCCCGGUUGGGCUCCCGGCUGUGAAGCGGCAUGGCUCGGCCCGUCCCCGGCGAUCAGCAGUAGCCGCGCCAGACGCCACAGCGCCGCCUCCGACAGCGCCGACACGGGCAUAGGAACCUCCUGCUCGGACAGCGUGGAAGACCACUCCAGCUCGAGCGGCACCCUCUCCUUCCUGCCCCUGCGCUCUCAGGGCUCCAUCCCCACCGCCCACGUCAUGCCCUCUCCGUCCAGCUCCAAGCUCGGCGUCCACUCGGUGCCCGGCAGCCCCUGGAGCCAGCUGUCCUCGCCCGUCUCCGGCCCGCUGGACAUGAAGGACCCCCGCCCGGUGCGCCGCUGGUCCUCUCUCACCCGGCUGAGCGGGCAGGACAGGAGCGGCGGGCCGGCGUGCCACUCGGGCUCUCACGGCUCGCUGGACCGCGGCCCGCUCCACACCGGGGCGGAGCGCUCGUGCCCGUCCCCCCUCAAACCCAGCACGCUGGACCUGAGCUACGGCGCCCUACCCGAGAGCAGGGCGCCCCUCCCGCCGGCCGGGCACAGGGGGCACUCGCCGGCGCACCGGGCCGUCGGGGGGUCGCCCAUCCAGCCCAGCGUGAGGACUCAGAUGUGGCUGAGCGAGCAGAUGGAGUUCAGACCCGACGGCACGGGCGCCUGGCACGAGCAGCAGCAGCGGGACAGGAUGAGGCAGGAGGCGGAGCUCUCACAGAUGCUGGGCGGGGCUCCUAUUCCCGUGAACACGCUGGUGAAGAUAAAGGAGGGACUGCUCAGACAGAGGGAGCUGGAGAUCGACAGACAGAAGCAGCAGAUCCUUCAGCUCCACGCCAGGAUCAGAGAGAACGAGUUAAGAGCUCAGCAGGUUCUUCAGAACCAGAAGAGUCGCUACGAUGAUCCAUAUCUGCUCAAAACCAAGGAGUGCCCCCCGGACAGUCCUGCGUCGGCUCACAGCCCCCAAACCCCCCCGCUGUGCUGCGAGAACGGAGAGAUGGGGCGCAGACUGGCCUCGGCCGAGCUGGAGGUCCUCCACCUCAACGAAUUCCUCAAGCAGAACACACAGAAGUACACGGAGGACAUCAAAAAGCUGGAGGAGAAGAUGAAGACCCGCGAUCGCUACAUCAGCAGUCUGAAGAAGAAGUGCCAGCGGGAGCAGGAGCAGGACCAGGAGAAGCAGCAGCGCAUCGAGACUCUGGAGAAGUACCUGGCCGACCUGCCCUCCCUGGACGAGGUGCACGCGCAGACCCAGCAGUUGGAGACGGCGCAGGAGAAGGCGCGGGCGCUGCAGGACUCGCUGACCCAGCUGGAGCGGAGUCUGGAGGAGAGUCGAGCUCAGCUACAGGAGAAAGACGCCCUGAUGGAGACCAAGGAGAAGAGGGAGAUGGAGCUGGUGGCUGCUGUACAGAGCCUGCAGGAGAAGGUGGAGAGGUGCCUGGAGGACGGCGUGCGGUUACCCAUGAUGGACCUGAAGCAGCUGGAGAGAGAGAACACGCGACUCCUGGAACAGCAGAGUCACAACAGCAUGCUGAUCGACAGUCAGAAGCAGCAGAUCGACAGGAUCACGCUGGAGUUAACGGGUUUGGAGACGAGGCUGCAGAGAGAGAGAGCCACCACGCAGGAGCUCCGUCAGCAGCUCGUACAGAGAGACGAGGAGACCCUGACCAGGAACGUCCAGCAGAAACAGCAGCACGUGGACAAGGACGCUGUGCUGCAGGAGGCAGGAUCUCUGCUGAAGGAGAUGUCUCUGUGUCUGCUGGACCUGAAGGCGCUCUGCAGCGUCCUCACCCAGAGGGCACAGGGCAAAGAGCCCAACCUGGCACUGCUGCUGGGCAUUAAAUCCAUGAGCUGCUGCGAGGAGAGCGAGAAGCCGGCGGCGGCGGCGGUGGAGAACGGCCUCAGAGGAAAACUGCUGGAGGUGCAUCAGCUCAGGAAGGACAUCGACGAGCUGCGCACCAUCAUCUCCGACCGUUACGCGCAGGACAUGGGCGAGAACUGCGUCACGCAGUGAGAAAGGGAAACGGGAAUAAAAAACCGGGUUCUGAUCGGC